AUGAGGGGUACUGGUUGUCUACCACCGUCCGUAAUGAUUUGCAGUGUUGCAUACCAGCGAAUAGACGAGCUCGGCAACGGCAACACAAAGACUAAACGUCAGCGCAUUGCGUGCCGUUGGGGCAUCCAGCGGUUCUUAGAAGCCAUAUCGCAGUAUGGGAAGCCACUAGUGGUCCACAACGGUUUGCUGGAUCUUUUCCAUUUAUACGACAAGUUGAUCGGACCGUUGCCGGAAACAGCCAGCGAAAUUGUCAGCUCGUUUGGCAAGCGGUUCGCACCCGCAGUUUACGACACCAAGGCGACAGCGCUUUACCUGGAUAGUAACGGAAUAUACUGCUUCAAUGGGUAUGCGUUCACAUUGUCUAAUUCAUCGCGCAGUAGGAUGUUCAAUCUGGAGCAUUUGUAUCAUGAGCUGGACAAAAAUGCCAAAUUCUCAGAAACUAUACGCAUUGGCGAUACGGCAAGCGCGUUGGAUUACGGCUCGCUGAUCACCAAUCCGCCUAUGCAGAAAGGCUCCGAUCGUAGCAGCUUGGAUCUUUUACACGAGGCUGGGUUUGACGCUACUGUCACCGCUAUGGUUUUCACGGCAGAAAUUAGGCUCAUGCAGGAUCUGGAUGGGCUCCCCAGGUACUGCGUUCCAUCGUAUUUCAACGAAACCAUUCCUGCUACUUGCGCCAAUUUCCGCGCCGUGAUAAACCGCGUGAAUAUACACGACGAGAUAGAGGAAGGCUUCGUACAACUGCCGAAGGACCAAUAG
This is a messenger RNA of Babesia ovata, 756 nucleotides long. Its product is annotated as CAF1 family ribonuclease. The coding region runs from base 1 to 756 and encodes 251 amino acids. Gene Ontology annotation, cellular component: cytoplasm. The transcript has 3 exons. Lineage: Eukaryota; Apicomplexa; Aconoidasida; Piroplasmida; Babesiidae. The record is from RefSeq and is a predicted model, not a curated record. Gene Ontology annotation, molecular function: RNA binding; 3'-5'-RNA exonuclease activity.